AUGGCUAUUGGUCACCGAAUAACAGCGCCCUACUCCGCCGCGCACUUCGACCCCACGCGAUUUGUGACGUCCUGGGCCCUGCCUCCCAGCCUUCUGUUUGGCUACCGCGUACUCCUGGCCCUGUAUGCAUUUACGACCUUGUUUACCAUCUUUGGCUGGAACGCUACGCACGGCAGAUCUGAGGAAUCCCGGUCUUCCUUUUCCUUUUUCACCGUCUUGACGUAUUGGGGUCUUGCUUUCUAUUAUGCCUUCUCUGCAGUGCACACGGCUAGCUAUUGGCUCACGGGCACGUCGUUCCUGGCGCGUUGGCCCAAGCCGCUGCAGGUCGCCCACAGCAUGUUCUACUCCACCAUUGUCGUCUAUCCAUGGAUCGUAACCAUUGUUUUCUGGGCUCUCCUUGCGGCUGAUUUUCCCACCACGUUCUCCAUCUGGUCCAAUACGUCACAGCACGCUCUCAAUUCGCUCUACGCAUUUUGCGAAAUCCUCUUCCCCAGUACCACGAGAUUGCCCUGGCUGGACCUGGUGCCCGUUGUUCUCCUCUUGGCUUGUUACCUUGGCUUGGCCUACCUUACCCACGCCACUCAAGGCUUUUACGUAUACCCCUUUCUUAACCUCCAGAAGAAUUCCUCGGGUGUUGUUGCUGGCUACAUCAUGGGCAUUCUUGUGGCGGCUAUUGUCAUCUUCAUCAUUGUGCGGUACCUUAUCGCCCUACGCCUCUGGGUCACUGAGACAAAGCUUGGAAUGAGAGGCAAGGUCUCCCCACGCGCCACAACUAGAGCGGCAAAUGGAGACAUCCCACUAUACGACACUGUUGCAAAAUAA
Molecule: messenger RNA, 822 nt
Organism: Bipolaris zeicola 26-R-13
Lineage: Eukaryota; Fungi; Ascomycota; Dothideomycetes; Pleosporales; Pleosporaceae
Exons: 2
Coding region: 1-822 (273 amino acids)
Cellular component (GO): membrane
Source: RefSeq, a predicted model, not a curated record